Messenger RNA from Pelobates cultripes (western spadefoot toad), 237 nucleotides. The record is from the annotation of a GenBank genome assembly. Lineage: Eukaryota; Metazoa; Chordata; Amphibia; Anura; Pelobatidae.
AUGGGCUCCGAAAAAGGCGUCUCAAAACCCGCAAUAGACGACCCUGACAAACCAAAAACGAACAUGUCACAACCCAAGCAGAAAAGGCAAGCCUCCAAAACCGAAAAACAAAACUUUUUUGGUCAAACUGCCGCGCAAAACAAAUAUACAAACCAGCAGCACCAACAAGAUGGCGGGGAGGAAACACACGACAGCAACCUCCUUACAGACUCUGCCGACCAGACUAUGGAAGAGCCG